Molecule: messenger RNA, 810 nt
Organism: Bipolaris zeicola 26-R-13
Lineage: Eukaryota; Fungi; Ascomycota; Dothideomycetes; Pleosporales; Pleosporaceae
Exons: 5
Source: RefSeq, a predicted model, not a curated record
CGAAAGGUUUUCCCUUCUGGGCUGAAGUUGUUGCACCCUGGGGAGAACAGCAUUGUUGAUCUGAUUUUCGUACAUGGCCUCACUGGAGACCGAGAGAAGACAUGGACGGCUAAAGAUGCCACUGAGCCAUGGCCGAAAACUCUGCUGCCAUCCAAAGUACCGAAUGCCCGCAUUCUCACUUUUGGCUAUGACGCAUACGUAAGUGACUGGCGAGGCAUGGUUUCAAAGAACAGGAUUGGCAACCACGCGAUGAACCUGCUUUCUAGUGUAGCUAGUUACAGAGAAGAAGAUGACACUGACAGCCGUCCGAUCAUAUUCAUCUGCCAUAGCCUAGGAGGUCUUGUGUGUGAGGAUGCUCUCGCCGCAGCACAGCAACGGCCCGAAGCACACAUCAAGCGAGUUCUUGACUGCUGUCGCGGCAUUGUGUUUCUCGGUACACCGCAUCACGGCUCAGGCCUAGCACAUUGGGCAGAGAGUCUAGCAAAAGCUAUUGGUGUGCUUAAACAAACUAACGCUGAGAUUCUUGCGGUCCUCAAAAGCGACUCGGAAGUGCUCGAGCGGAUCCAGGGUAACUUCCACACCAUGAUCCGUGCACGCAACCAGAACGGGCUUGCGCCAAUUGAGAUUACCUGUUUCUACGAGGAGCUGCCUCUGCCUAGCGUUGGCACAGUUGUCCCAGCCCAUUCAGCUAUCUUGCCCGGUUAUAUUCCAAUCGGGAUACGACAAAACCACAUGGACAUGACAAAAUUUAGUGCGGUGGACGAUCCUGGGUUCGUUGCCGUUACUGGUGAGGUUCGUCGGUGGGUCAAG